Kickxella alabastrina is the source of this 1750-nucleotide messenger RNA. RefSeq names its product Las1-like-domain-containing protein. The transcript is spliced from 4 exons. The coding region runs from base 176 to 1588 and encodes 470 amino acids. Gene Ontology annotation, biological process: maturation of 5.8S rRNA; maturation of LSU-rRNA. Gene Ontology annotation, molecular function: endonuclease activity. Gene Ontology annotation, cellular component: Las1 complex; preribosome, large subunit precursor. The record is from RefSeq and is a predicted model, not a curated record. Lineage: Eukaryota; Fungi; Kickxellomycota; Kickxellomycetes; Kickxellales; Kickxellaceae.
AAUAUGCUUGCUUGGCCCAGUCAACACAAAACAAGCUUGAUUCUAGUGUUGACUGGUGCCAUUUUCACUAUUUUUUGUUUCUCUCUCUUACGGAAGUCCAAACUUUUAGCUUUCUCAUUUACCCUUAUUUUACAUCACCCCUUCGGCAGAACGUCACCACACACCCUCUCAGCAAAUGUCAAAGAUACCAAAGAUCGUCCCGUGGACGAGCACAGAGGAAUAUAUGAGCGUAGCUGAAUGUCUCUACUCGACCGACACAUCAGAGCGCAAGUGUGGUGUAGCAAUAGUCAAGGCGUGGCGCGCCCGUGCUCGCGUUCCCGUGGCAAUUGACGCCACCGCCAAUCUGGUAGAAAUGACCAUUGCUGGCCAAGAGCAACGCCAGGGCUUGACAAUCAAUCAGCUUCGACACCUCUACACCAUGGCGCUGAUCCGCUUUGUCAACACCAUCGUGGAUCUCGAACAAAAGGGCACAUACGCCCAGUCUAUUGUCUCCUUGGCGGGUCGAAUUGGCAUGCCUGCGUGGUUUGUCGAGCUGCGUCAUGCGGGAACCCACGAACAGCUUCCCAGUCUGGUUGUACUGCAAUCGGCCUGCGACCAGGCGCUGUAUUGGCUGAAGGACUACUACUGGAACAAGCAGACGCGCUCGCUGCCGACCGACACGCAAUUGCAUAUUCGCGAGGCUAUUUCAAAGUAUGUUGCUGCUCAAGGCAACGUGCCGUCGAAGAGCGAGGGCCGCAAGGUGAACAAAAAACUGGUCGUCGCUGGGCAGAAAGCCCUGGAAGCGGCCACAGAUGAGCUUACACAGCUUGUUGGGAACCUGCAUUCUGACGCUGUUCGCCACUACCUUGUCCCCGUACUGCUCGAGCCCGGGUUCUUGGUUCCCGAGAACAAAAAAAUGCAAUCAUCUUUCCCUGACUGCAAACUACCGUCGGCACUUGAGGCGCAGUGGAAGGAGUUGUUGCAGUGGUUUGCGGAGUGCUGGGGCGAGUCACUUUUUGUCGAAGAGCUUUUAAACGGUAUGGUAUCCUUGCUGACCCCGGACUCUUCCGAGCUGGGUAUUUUUGAGCUUGGCGAUAGCAGCAUUACCCGCAACCACGCAGCCACGUUGAUUGCUUGGAUCCGGUGGAUCCUUGAAGUCUACUAUGCGCCCAGCAACUCCGAUGCGCGGUCGCUUUUGUCAUUGAUGAUCUGCUCGAAACAUGCCUGCGCAACCCCGGAUACUACUCGCGGUCCGUCCUCAAGGUCGUUUCGGACAUUGACCCCGCGCUCAAGCAGGACCUCAAACCCUUUUUGGCAUGAGGGAAGAAGAGGCGUUGAUGGAGCAGCGGCUGAAGGCACACUUUUCACUUACCGCCGCCAACGACAGAAUGACAAAUUGGAAGCAGACUCAUCGAUGGACGUGGACCCUGUCAAUGGGCUGCCAUGUCAAUAUUCUGUCAGCGAUGGUGCUGUUGAUGUGACUGCCGCUACCGCUGGUGCUGCUGCUGCUCACUCUCGUUGGAGCUAUGUACCUCAGUCUUCGUGCAUCCCACCGCUGGAUUGGCCCACAUGGGUCGACGACAUUCCGAUGCAGAUCGUUCCAGCAUGAGCCCAGUUCGAUCCAAAAAUGGCUUGCAGAAAAACAAUGAAAAAAUCAAAUCAAGUAUCGGUGAAACAGAAAGUGCCCGUUUUUUCUUGUCCCAUGUGAAGUUAGUUUUAUUUAUUUCCAACUAUUUCAAUUUUUAUUAAUGUAAGCUAGAACAUACCAUCA